Molecule: messenger RNA, 1496 nt
Organism: Syngnathoides biaculeatus (alligator pipefish)
Lineage: Eukaryota; Metazoa; Chordata; Actinopteri; Syngnathiformes; Syngnathidae
Exons: 8
Coding region: 224-994 (256 amino acids)
Source: RefSeq, a predicted model, not a curated record
UCGGCGGCUUCCAAUUGUCAUUAGCUGAGCUUGGGGGGGGGGGGGGCACAUCCUGGACUCUUUUAAAAAUUGCAGCCCCGCGGAUCCCGUUUCAGUCGGCAACGCGACACUUAGCGGACAUCUAGCAGCGUGAAGCGCUACACUUGCGAAUCCCCUCGGUUCAGGCCACGUCAAUAACUUCGCUGCCUGCUUGCGUUUUAGUUGUGCUGGACAACCUACAAAAAUGCCACUUAAAGGAAUACUGGUGCAUGUCUGCUUGCUAGCAGUGUUUCAGUCCUCUCGACAGGCUGAUGCUAGCAUGAAGAACUGCACCUCUCGGUUUCUGGAGGACCUAACGUCCGAUCUUGAGGUGGCAGGAGAGUGCGGCGGAAAGCAGGAUUGGACCCCGGAGCAGAGGGCCACCCUGCUGGUCUCCUUGAGAAACCUGACCGACAAGCUGCACACACAACAACUGAGAGAAUGCCAAGGAGCCGAGCCCGUGGACUGCCCGGAGCCCGAGGUUCCCCAAAACGGAGGCUUGGCGUGCGCCACAGUCUCUAACGUUCGCUACUGCAAGCCCCUGUGCAACCAUGGAUACGACUUCGCCUUCCUGAGGAGAAGUCGAGUGUUUGACGAGUGCAGCGCGGCGACGGGUUACAAGUGGAGGAGUCACUACGUGGGUGGAAACAAGCUGGCUGUUUGUCACGAAGCGACUCUUCAAGUGGCGGGGUCCAAGACCAUGUACUUCGCCAAAGGCGAGGACUGCCUGACCAUCAAGCAGAGUGAACACACCAAGCGCAACGUCCUUAAAGUGGUCAAAAAAGAGCUCAACGACCCCAAACACUUGCAUCAAUUUGUGAGCUUCUCACCAACCGUGAUGUCACGUUUUUCCACCCGUGACUUGUCAAGUCCCAAAAGGUACGCAGAACUGACGCCGUUGGCAACCACUUGCUUCCUCAGUGAAGCCGUUGGCACCACCCGUCUUAUUUUUGCGCCUGUAAUCGUGCACACAUGACGUGCGAAGUGCUGCCUUCACCAACAAACAUGCGAGUAUACGUCCUUUGUUUCACUGACACAGGACCGCCUCCUAAAAAAACUGGCUUGUAAACUGAUUACUGAAUUUUUGGGUAUUUUGGUCAGAGCAUUUCACUUGUGCUAUUGUAGCUGCAAUGUUUUAAAUUAUCCAAAAGAAGGUACAUUUUUGUUGGAGGAAAAACAAAGUUGACAAACUGACCUGAACUCGCCUUCCUAUUUUUAUGAUGUUAAAUGCAGUAAACUCAAUUAGAUCAGGUCAAGUAAUGGAGAAGUGAGAUAGUGACUGGCCUGGUGUGAAAUUGAAGUGACAGUCUACAAACUGCACACUCAAAUGAGAGCAGUGGCAUUCUACAAACUUCACACUAGAGGGCAGCAUAGCACCACUGACGAGCAACACUGUCAAAACAUUUGAAAUCCUUUUUCUAGUAUUCAGCAUCUUUCCAGUCUACUGUGAAAUAAUCGAAAUAAUAAUCAUAAUCGAA